AUGGCAAUCCAAUCACUACGUGAAAUCAACGCUUACAAUCUGCGCACCUUCAAGCACCACUAUGUCUCCGAGAUCUCAGGCUCGCUCGGCGAUCUAGGCACAUUCCUGCCUAUCGCGCUUGCGCUAGCUGUCAACGGCACUGUCUCCCUCGCCAGUACAUUGAUCUUCUCCGGAAUUUUCAAUAUUCUAACUGGUCUGUUCUUUGGUAUUCCACUGCCAGUCCAGCCGAUGAAGGCAAUCGCCGCAGUGGCUAUCGCGCGCAGUUUCUCAAAUGGCACGAUCGCUGCAGCGGGGAUCUUCGUCGGCGGCUGUAUCCUUGUCUUCAGCUUGACGGGUAUCUUGCACUGGUUCGCCAGUGUGAUUCCUAUUCCGGUUAUCAAAGGUAUCCAAGUCGGGGCGGGAUUAUCCUUGAUCAUCGCAGCCUGCAGCAGCAUGCUGCACCCAUUGGGCUGGACCAGCCCCUCCUGGGCCGAUAACCGUAUCUGGGCAAUCGCUGCAUUUGUUGCGCUUCUGCUCACCAAUGUUUAUCGCCGAGUACCCUAUGCAAUUGCCGUGUUGGUGCUAGGUCUGGUGUUUGCCAUUAUUCGGACUACAGUCGCUGGACAUAUGCCCGCUUUCGAAGUGUGGCAUCCUUUCGCUCUGGUUCCGACCCCACAUCAAUGGCGCGUCGGUGCUGUGGACGCUGGUAUUGGUCAAAUUCCUCUUACCACCCUGAAUUCUAUUGUGGCGGUUGUUCACUUGGCGAGUGAUCUACUGCCGGAUGUCCGCACUCCGUCCAUCACCAACGUCGGGUUGAGCGUAGCCGGCAUGAACUUGAUUGGCUGCUGGUUCGGUGCUAUGCCCGUCUGUCAUGGUUCCGGUGGUCUUGCCGCGCAGUAUCGGUUCGGAGCUCGCUCGGGAGCAAGUGUGAUUUUCCUCGGCCUGUUGAAACUUAUGAUUGGCCUUCUUUUCGGAGAGACCUUGGUUGACCUCCUGAAGCGAUUUCCCGCUGCCUUCCUUGGUGUAAUGGUCAUUGCAGCCGGUACAGAGCUGCUUGGCGUCGGCGAGAGCCUCAACACCACGGGUGCUCGGGACCUCAACCAGACCGGUGGUGGCCUUGUGUCGAACAUUGAACAGCAUAUUGGUCCCAUGCUUACAGAUGAAGAACGCAGUCGUCGCUGGACUGUCAUGAUGGUCACUGUGGGAUUACUGGUAGGAUUCAAAAAUGAUGCGAUUGGCUUCAUUGCUGGUAUGCUUUGCCACUGGUCCUACGACAUCCCGAAAUGGUGGGAGCAGGCGCGUAGCCGCUGGUCGGAGGGACGUCUACGUCUACGUGACUAG
Molecule: messenger RNA, 1320 nt
Organism: Penicillium roqueforti
Lineage: Eukaryota; Fungi; Ascomycota; Eurotiomycetes; Eurotiales; Aspergillaceae
Product: putative sulfate/molybdate transporter
Exons: 1
Coding region: 1-1320 (439 amino acids)
Biological process (GO): molybdate ion transport
Molecular function (GO): molybdate ion transmembrane transporter activity
Source: RefSeq, a predicted model, not a curated record